Messenger RNA from Rotaria sordida, 362 nucleotides. NCBI's taxonomy places the organism in Eukaryota, Metazoa, Rotifera, Eurotatoria, Philodinida, Philodinidae. The record is from the annotation of a GenBank genome assembly.
AUGGAUGAAAAUGACAAACAAGAAAAAAUCAAUAUUCUAUUAGAUAAUCCACCUAAACAACCAUAUCAACGAAAAUUUAUUGAAAAUUUAUCAACUAUGAAUCGUUUAUAUAAUUUUCUCUACAAUGAAUUGACAAAUGAUAAAUGUUAUAAGAAAUGGCCAAUUUUUUUCGUACCUGAUUCUUAUAUAUUAAAUAAUAAUGAUUUAUGUAUUGGUCAAUUUUUGUUUAUUAAUGAAAUAGUAUGGGAUGAUCCAACACAUUUAUUACCUGAACAUUAUUUAAUGAAACAUUUUUAUAAAGAAUUAGAAGUAUUUUUCACAAAUAUAUUACAAAUACCAUUGAAACCAAAUGUAAAGUCUUA